This is a messenger RNA of Neltuma alba, 1059 nucleotides long. RefSeq names its product putative ripening-related protein 4. The coding region runs from base 1 to 1059 and encodes 352 amino acids. Lineage: Eukaryota; Viridiplantae; Streptophyta; Magnoliopsida; Fabales; Fabaceae. The transcript has 2 exons. The record is from RefSeq and is a predicted model, not a curated record.
AUGAAGGUGUUUUGCAGAAAGCCAUCCUUGCUUCUACUGGUUAUCCUCCUUGCAACGAAUUGUUUGUACAUUAUUGAAGCUCAGAAAUGUCGCCAAAGUGGUGCGGUGAAAGGGAAAAAGGCACCUCCUGGACAAUGUAACAAAGAGAAUGAUUCAGACUGCUGUAAAGAAGGGAAAUUGUAUCCAGUUUACAAGUGUUCACCACCAGUCUCUUCCCACACAAAGGCACAUCUCACACUGAACAGUUUUGAGAAAGGCGGAGAUGGAGGAGGCCCUUCAGAAUGUGACAAUCACUAUCAUUCUGAUGACAAACCAGUUGUGGCACUUUCCACUGGCUGGUUCAACCACAAGAGUAGGUGUCUCAAGAACAUCACCAUAACUGCCAAUGGUCGGAGCGUGGUGGCCAUGGUGGUUGACGAGUGUGAUUCCACUAGAGGCUGUGAUGCAGACCAUGAUUACCAACCUCCAUGUGACAACAACAUUGUUGAUGCCUCCAAGGCUGUCUGGGAAGGUUUGGGAAUUCCCAGGAGUCAGUGGGGCUGGUACGAUAUUGCAUGGUCUGAUAAAUGUCGUCCCAGUGGGAGAAUCAAGGGAAAGAAAGCACCGCCAGGACAAUGCAACACAGACGAUGAUUCAGAUUGCUGUAAACAAGGCAAAAUGUAUCCAGUUUAUGAAUGUUCUCCACCUAUGUCUUCUCACACAAAAGCCUUUCUCACUCUCAAUAGUUUUGAGAAAGGUAAAGAUGGAGGAGGCCCUUCAGAAUGUGACAAUCAGUAUCAUUCUGAUGACACGCCUGUUGUUGCGCUCUCCACUGGAUGGUUCAACCACCGGAGCCGGUGCCUGAAGAACAUCAAGAUAAGCGGGAAUGGGCGGAGCGUGGUGGCGAAGGUGGUGGACGAGUGUGACUCCACCAGAGGAUGCGAUGAAGAACACGAUUAUCAGCCACCUUGUGACAACGACAUCGUUGAUGCCUCCAAAGCCGUGUGGAAAGCUUUGGGUGUGAACGAGGAUCAGCCUCAGUGGGGUGGCAUGGACAUCACUUGGUCAGACAUUGAAUAG